AUGUUCGAGUUAUUAGAAGAGCAACUCUUGCGAUCCAGCGAUACGUCCUUUCAUUAUACACACUAUCGGGAUGUUCCAAGUCUUUUGCCAACGUCAAGGCUGCCUCUUAUAGAACCAUGUCUUAAGAGAGAAUAUCUGGAUAAACACCUUUUAUUUACCACCGACUUGUUGAGUCUCUUUGGAAUCUACAUACACAGGCCUACUGGGCUACUCAUAUGUGCUUGUAAAGACAAGAAAUCUUUCGCUUUGAGGCUCGACCGUUAUGAGUUGCAGGAUGUCAUCAACCGCUCCGAGAGAAAUGAUCUGCUGUUGUCGAGAAAGCAGAAGGAAGGAGUGCACUAUAUCAAUUAUACGAACCGGCCAGGGUUCAAGUUCAACAGGCCGCACGUAGUGGUAUGGUCUGACUUGCAGGAGGAAAUUACAUUAGAAUGCUCGAAAAGAAAACUCAACGUUGUAUACGAGGUAUCGACGGCUAGCUUCAAGAAUAUCUUCCCAUUGUUGCCCGUUUAUUUAGGCAUCAGAGAAAAGGGCAUAGAUCGCGCUCUGGACCUGUCUCAAAGCGAGUACGUCAAAUAUUUGACAGACGGUGAGCACAAGAUUAUUCUAUUUCAGCGACUCUACUCGGUGCAAGAACGAUUGACAAUCCAGCUGGACGGCUCGCUACCCAACGUGUCUGGUGCUGUCACGGACUACGUGGAGACUAAAUAUCAAGGCGACGUUGCUACCUUUAUCAUCGAGUGGUAUCGAUCGCAGCUGAAUAAGAACGUCAACUAUGAAGACGUUGAGCCGAAGGAAAUGAGCAAUGAUUUGGCGGACUUCUACGGGAUCUUCCCGGAGGUUCUUGGGGACGCAUCAACGGAGGCUAAAGAGAGCGACAUAAUCUCAGACGACGAAACUGAAAUCACUGGCGUGCAAGUACAUUUCACCGAUGACCGGGUAAGCAAAUAG
Ogataea angusta is the source of this 948-nucleotide messenger RNA. RefSeq lists its product as uncharacterized. The record is from RefSeq and is a predicted model, not a curated record. The coding region runs from base 1 to 948 and encodes 315 amino acids. The transcript has a single exon. Lineage: Eukaryota; Fungi; Ascomycota; Pichiomycetes; Pichiales; Pichiaceae.